Molecule: messenger RNA, 2119 nt
Organism: Rosa chinensis
Lineage: Eukaryota; Viridiplantae; Streptophyta; Magnoliopsida; Rosales; Rosaceae
Product: pentatricopeptide repeat-containing protein At5g61990, mitochondrial-like
Exons: 2
Coding region: 133-1920 (595 amino acids)
Molecular function (GO): protein binding
Source: RefSeq, a predicted model, not a curated record
UGUCCCUUAAGUUUUCAUUUCUGAUCAAAACCUUUUGUCUUCUCUCCUCACAACGGCUCUUUCACCUUGAACCAGCGCCGAGAGCUAUCGCCGCCGAUCAUCAGCCAAAGACUAGAGUGAGGAAUCAGAACAAUGGCGGCGGACGACGCUGAAUUGAAAUCCACCACUCUCCUCCCCGAUGACCUGGAGCGGCCGCCGGAGGACUUGCAAGAAGUACUCGGAAAGAUGUUUACUGAGGAAGCUCUGACCAGCAAUACAAUCAAGAUGGUGGAGGGUUUGUUGAGGGAUGGCUUUAUGAACAUGGGAUUGGAGAUUGGGGCCAAGGUUCAGGAGACCAAUGAGGUGCCCAGGGUUGUCACCGACACUGCGGUCAUGGAGCACUACAUCAAUGCCACCGGAGACAGGACCAAGGAUGCUCUCAGAGUGUUCAAGCACAUGUUGGUUUCAGGGGUGGAACCGAAUGCCUACACAUAUGCCGUCAUCAUCAAGGCCCUUGCUGCUGCUGACCUAAAGAAGAACCCCAAUUUCAUUGUUUAUGCCAAGAAUUAUUUUGUGGAGAUGUUGGACAGGGGAAUGCAGCCGAAUGAGGAGACUUAUGAGGCAGUGUUGGAAGGCAUUGGCCACACUGAGAAUAAGGCCGAGGCUGAGGAGGUGCGCAGGGAGUUUGUGGAGAAUGUGAAAGCAAAGGGGUUUGUGCUGGUGCUCCAGAAGGAGGCCGAGGAGAGGGCUAAUCCUCCAUCAUUGAAGUCCGAGAUGGAUGUGCUUAAGGAACAUGUAAUGAAGGUGUUUGAGGAUGCCACCAGAGACUGUGAAGACGAGAAUGCACGAGCAAGAUUCAGAGAGAUUGGGGAGGACUAUGAAUCACUGAGCAAAUGUGCAUUCGACCUUUUUAAUGCUUUGGUACGUAAAGGGCUCAAUGAGGAAGCCAAAGAGCUCUUUAAGCCUCUGUUGGAUACAGCCAUACUGCCCGACGAGGCUGUCUUUAUCAUCGUCAUCCUUUUUAGCAGGACCAAGAGUGAUGCUCUGAAGGUGUAUGAGCAUAUGUUAGCUUAUGGGAUCACCCCCAGCUCCUGCACUUACAAUUUACUCAUCGCGACGCUUUCUCUUGAUCCCAAUUUCAUUGGGCAUGCCAAGAAGUAUUACCUGGAAAUGUUGGAUAAAGGUAUGAAGCCCUGUUUGAGGACCAGCUUGGCUUUGUUCAACGGCAUUGCUUGCCUGGAAUCAUUGGAGAAUGGCGAGGAGUUUCUUGAGCAGGUAAAGCCAAAGGGGGUCUUGCCUGAUGUCGGUGAAGGCCAUUUCACUGAGCUAAUGAAGGCAUUGAAGUUGUAUGAUGAUCUCCAAAAGAGAACCUCGGACAAAGAUAUUCAAGAAGUUAUCUGCAGGGUCACAUUAGAUGGUUUCAAGAACCAGUCAUCGAAAAUGUUCUAUGCUAUGGUAGAAGAUGGCAAUGUAGGCGAGGCAAUGGAUCUCUUUCAAUCAACAGUUGAGAGUCGCAUCAAUCCCAUGGUCAUAGUUCACACUGCUGUUAUUGAAGCCUACAUCAAAUGUAACAAUAACAAGGGUGCUCUCCAGACCUACCUGGACAUGUUAGCUGCUGGACUUGCACCUAACUCCUACAUGUACAGUGUUUUGAUCAAGGGACUCUCUGUUGAUGCCAACUACUUUAAAGAUGCUAAGAAAUAUUUGGUUGAGAUGCUGGACAAGGGCAUGCAUCCAAAUGUUGCUACCUACACUGCAGUGUUAGAGGGUUUUGCAAGGCAGGAGGACAAGAAAGCUGAGGAAGAGGGAAAAGAGUUUCUGGAGGUCAUGAUGGCUAAGGGGUUUGUCCCUGAUACCGAGGCUGUGAGGGAGGUGUUAAAGGGCAGACCAACACCUGUAAUUAGCAGGGUCAUGAGCAUUAUCCUUUCCAAGUUGGAGUAGUUAUGCUUUAUCAAUGUUAUUCUAGCAGCAUUAGGAUUAGGUUUUUGGCAGGAGCUAGAGAGUGAAAAAUUAUGUUGUACUAGGUUUGAAUAUGGGAUUUUGUGCUGUUCUCUGUGGUCGCUUCUGAAUGUUGACACCGAAGUAGUCUGGUGCUAAUUCCAUUUGUUUCUGUUUCUCUUAUUCUGAUGUUUUGCGUUCA